GGCGAGGGGGGGAGAGCGGGGGCCCCGGGCCCCUUUGGGGUAAAGUAGUCCCCGGCCUCCCCCUACGCCGCUGGAGGGGGUACGGGAGCGGAGGCAGACGGCGCACUGAUCGGUGCUGCGGCUUCAGCUGAUAAUUGAAGGGAAGAGGCGCCGGGCCGGACAGAAAAGGAGCCGAAGCCGCCAGGGAGGCACGGAGCGCUUUUGCGGAGGCCGCGUCGGGACAAACUAGGUGACAUACUUAAACAGCAAUAAGGCUGCCUGGGACAAAUAUUAAAUACUACUUCUGUCUAUCACAGUCAGGAGGACUAAUGACAACGCACUCAUCUGAAGGGGAGAGGGGCAGAUUUGACUAAGGAUAAAGGUUUUUAUCUGCAUCCAGAUUAUUGGCUGUCUGCUUGGCAAACUGUAGUUUUUAAUCCAUUACAACUACUUCUCACUUAUGCUUGAGUGGCAACUUUCAUGAAUGGUAGUGUCUAGAAAGGGUAUGUCCCUUCAGGAGAGAGGUGCCAAUGUCCAACCGGCCUAAUAACAGUCCAGGGGGGUCACUGCGACGUUCACAAAGGAACACUGUCGGGGCCCAACCGCAAGACGACGCAGUAGGAGGAAGGUCACAUUUAGGGCAGGCAAAACAUAAGGCACAUAGCCCUUCUGAAAGUAGAAAAUCUAUAUCAAAGGCACCCAAAGUGCAGUCCAAUACUACUUCUGAACAAUCCAAGGGACACUUUUCCAAAAGAGGCUGUAGUUCAUCUGCUAUUAUAAUUCCACAGCAAGAGGCUCUGGACACAGACAAUACUUUGGAGAGGCAAAAAUUAGGGCAGGUGCCUAAGAAAGACAGUUCUCGAGGAGUGAAACGCAGUGCUAGCCCAGAUUACAACAGAACAAAUUCUCCUAGCCCUGCCAAAAAAACCAAAGCACUUCAGCACGCUGAUUCUUCAUCGGACUUGGAAACAAGCAAGCCACAGGCUAAGUCAAAGAAGAGACACUUGCAUCAAGAGCAGGAGUCAAAAUCUUCACAAUUACCAUCAACAAGCAAGGCUCAUACCAGAAAGGGUGGAGCUACUAGUAGCUCCCGAAGCCAGAAACGGAAAAGGACAGAGACUUCACCCAUUGUAAAGAGUCGUCCAGCUGCUGAAUCGACUGGCACUGAAGAGAGACCAGCAAAACCCACCAAGCUGGCUUCAAAAUCAGCGAGCUCAGCCAAAGCUGGGUGUAGCACCAUCACAGAUUCCUCCUCUUCAGCCUCUACAUCCUCCUCUUCUUCGGUUGUUGCAUCUGCUUCUUCUGCUGUUCCUCAGGGUGCCAGAGUGAAACAGGGAAAAGACCAGAGCAAGGCCAGACGUUCCAGAUCUACAUCUAGCCCCAGUCCCCGGAGGAGCAGCCGGGACAAAGAACAGAAUAAGAUAGGUGGCUCUUCAAAGUUUGACUGGGCUGCUCGUUUCAGUCCCAAGGUUAGCCUGCCUAAAACAAAACUGUCUCUCCCAGGCUCUUCUAAACCGGAGGCAUCAAAACCUGGGCCUUCAGGAUUACAGGCUAAACUAGCAAGCUUGAGAAAAUCAACAAAAAAGCGCAGUGAAUCGCCACCUGCUGAGCUCCCCAGUUUGAGGCGGAGCACACGGCAAAAGACCACGGGCUCCUGUGCUAGUACCAGUCGGCGAGGCUCUGGCCUGGGCAAAAGAGGAGCAGCUGAAGCUCGCCGACAGGAGAAAAUGGCCGAUCCUGAUGAUAAUCAGGAUGGAGUUAAUUCUUCAGCUGCGCGAGCUGAUGAGACUCCACAGGGAGCUGCUGCUUCUAGUUCUGUUGCUGGGGCUGUGGGCAUGACUACCUCUGGGGAAAGUGAAUCAGAUGAUUCUGAGAUGGGGAGAUUGCAAGCGCUCUUGGAAGCUAGAGGUCUUCCUCCACAUCUGUUUGGUCCUCUGGGUCCUCGAAUGUCACAACUGUUCCAUCGGACAAUUGGAAGUGGAGCUAGUUCUAAAGCUCAGCAACUUCUACAGGGGCUCCAGGCUACUGAUGAAAGUCAACAGUUACAGUCUGUGAUUGAAAUGUGUCAGUUGUUGGUCAUGGGCAAUGAAGAAACUUUGGGAGGAUUUCCAGUGAAGAGUGUUGUACCAGCUUUGAUAACAUUGCUGCAGAUGGAGCACAACUUUGACAUUAUGAAUCAUGCUUGUCGCGCCUUAACCUACAUGAUGGAAGCACUUCCCAGGUCAUCUGCUGUCGUGGUCGAUGCAAUUCCGGUUUUUUUGGAAAAGCUGCAAGUUAUUCAGUGCAUUGAUGUGGCAGAACAAGCACUGACUGCCUUGGAGAUGUUAUCACGCAGACAUAGUAAAGCUAUUCUACAGGCAGGAGGCUUGGCAGACUGUCUGCUGUAUCUGGAAUUUUUCAGCAUAAAUGCCCAGAGGAAUGCACUAGCUAUUGCUGCCAACUGCUGCCAGAGCAUCACUCCUGAUGAGUUUCACUUUGUUGCAGAUUCUCUACCAUUGCUUACACAAAGGCUAACCCACCAGGACAAAAAGUCAGUAGAAAGCACUUGCCUUUGUUUUGCACGCCUAGUGGACAACUUCCAACACGAGGAGAAUUUGCUUCAGCAAGUUGCCUCUAAGGAUUUACUCACAAAUAUUCAGCAGCUCCUGGUAGUGACUCCUCCAAUUCUGAGCUCAGGGAUGUUCAUCAUGGUAGUGCGCAUGUUUUCCCUAAUGUGCUCCAACUGUCCUACCCUAGCAGUUCAACUUAUGAAGCAAAAUAUUGCAGAAACUCUUCACUUUCUUCUCUGUGGAGCGUCAAAUGGGAGUUGUCAGGAACAAAUAGACCUUGUUCCAAGAAGCCCUCAAGAACUGUAUGAACUUACUUCACUUAUCUGUGAAUUGAUGCCAUGUCUGCCUAAAGAAGGAAUUUUUGCUGUGGACACUAUGCUAAAGAAAGGAAAUGCACAAAACACAGAUGGUGCAAUAUGGCAGUGGCGAGAUGACCGGGGUCUCUGGCAUCCCUAUAACAGGAUUGAUAGCCGUAUCAUUGAGGCAGCCCAUCAGGUUGGUGAAGAUGAGAUAAGUCUGUCUACACUGGGUCGUGUUUAUACAAUUGACUUUAAUUCUAUGCAGCAGAUCAAUGAGGAUACUGGAACAGCACGUGCCAUUCAGAGAAAACCUAACCCUCUAGCCAAUACUAACACUAGUGGACAUCCAGAACUGAAGAAGGAUGAUGCUCGAGCACAGUUAAUGAAAGAAGACCCAGAACUUGCUAAAUCUUUCAUUAAAACCUUGUUUGGUGUUCUCUAUGAAGUGUACAGUUCUUCAGCUGGACCUGCUGUUAGACACAAGUGCCUUAGAGCAAUUCUUAGGAUAAUUUAUUUUGCUGAUGCUGAACUUCUAAAGGAUGUGCUGAAAAAUCAUGCAGUAUCAAGUCAUAUUGCCUCCAUGCUGUCAAGUCAAGACCUUAAGAUCGUAGUUGGAGCCCUUCAAAUGGCAGAGAUCUUAAUGCAAAAGUUACCUGACAUUUUUAGUGUUUACUUUAGAAGAGAAGGUGUGAUGCAUCAAGUGAAGAAUCUAGCAGAAUCGGAGGCUUUGUUGACAAGUCCCCCAAAAGCAUGCACUAAUGGCUCAGGAACGCUAGGUGCUACAACAGCAAUAAGCCCUGGAACAGCCACUGCUGCAAGCAAUCCGGCUUCAGACUUGGGCUCUCCAAGCCUGCAACACAGCAGGGAAGACUCUCUGGACCUGAGUCCACAGGGCCGAUUAAGUGAUGUUUUGAAGAGGAAAAGAUUGCCAAAACGUGGGCCCCGACGGCCAAAGUAUUCACCUCCCAGAGAUGAUGACAAAGUAGACAAUCAAGCUAAAAGUCCUACAGCUACUCAGUCUCCUAAAUCUUCCUUCUUGGCAAGCUUGAAUCCUAAAACCUGGGGAAGAUUAAGCACACAGUCCAAUAGCAACAACAUCGAACCAGCGCGUACAGCAGGCGUCAGUGGUCUUGCAAGAGCUGCCUCAAAGGAUACAAUAUCCAACAACAGAGAGAAAAUUAAGGGUUGGAUUAAGGAACAAGCCCACAAAUUUGUGGAGCGUUAUUUUAGUUCUGAGAAUAUGGAUGGAAGCAACCCUGCACUAAAUGUGUUACAGAGGCUUUGCACUGCAACUGAACAACUCAACCUUCAGGUGGAUGGUGGAGUUGAGUGCCUUGUAGAAAUCCGUAGUAUAGUCUCUGAGUCUGAUGUCUCUUCAUUUGAGAUCCAGCAUAGUGGGUUUAUGAAACAGCUGCUGCUUUACUUAACGUCCAAGAGUGAAAAAGAUGCUGUAAGCAGGGAUGUCAGAUUGAAAAGAUUCCUUCAUGUGUUUUUCACUUCUCCUCUCCCUGGAGAAGAAACAGUUGGAAGAUUAGAGCCAUUAGAAAAUGCACCUUUGUUGGCUUUGGUCCACAAAAUGAAUAAUUGUCUUAGUCAGAUGGAGCAAUUUCCAGUUAAAGUCCAUGACUUUCCCAGUGGAAAUGGAACAGGGAGCAGUUUUUCUCUUAACAGAGGAUCCCAAGCUUUAAAAUUUUUCAACACACAUCAGUUAAAAUGCCAGUUGCAAAGACAUCCAGACUGUGCUAAUGUGAAACAGUGGAAAGGUGGACCUGUGAAGAUAGAUCCUCUGGCGUUGGUACAAGCCAUUGAAAGAUACCUUGUAGUUAGAGGUUAUGGACGAGUGAGAGAAGAUGAUGAAGAUAGUGAUGAUGAUGGAUCAGAUGAGGAAAUAGAUGAAUCUCUGGCUGCUCAGUUCUUAAAUUCAGGGAAUGUGAGGCACAGGCUGCAGUUUUAUAUUGGAGAUCAUCUUCUGCCAUAUAACAUGACAGUAUAUCAAGCAGUUAGGCAGUUCAGUUUGCAGGCUGAAGAGGAAAGAGAGUCUACAGAUGAUGAAAGUAACCCACUAGGAAGAGCUGGAAUAUGGACGAAGACUCAUACCAUUUGGUACAAGCCAGUGCGAGAAGAUGAAGAUAGUAAUAAAGACUGUGUUGGUGGAAAAAGAGGAAGGGCACAGACUGCUCCUACAAAAACAUCUCCUAGGAAUGCAAAAAAGCAUGAUGAAUUGUGGCAUGAUGGUGUAUGUCCUUCAAUCUCAAAUCCUUUGGAAGUUUACCUUAUAUCUUUGCCGCCUGAAAAUAUAACGUUUGAAGAUCCUUCGUUAGAUGUUGUUAUUCUUUUGAGAGUUUUACAUGCUAUCAGUCGUUAUUGGUAUUACCUGUACGAUAAUGCAAGCUGUAAAGAGAUUAUUCCAACUUCAGAAUUUAUAAACAGUAAGCUCACAGCAAAAGCUAACAGACAGCUUCAAGAUCCUUUGGUGAUAAUGACAGGCAACAUACCAACAUGGCUAACAGAGCUUGGAAAAUCAUGUCCUUUUUUCUUUCCAUUUGACACCCGACAAAUGCUAUUUUAUGUAACUGCAUUUGACCGAGAUAGAGCCAUGCAAAGACUGUUGGACACUAAUCCAGAAAUAAACCAGUCUGAUUCUCAGGAUAGCAGAGUGGCACCACGACUGGACAGGAAGAAGCGCACUGUGAACCGAGAGGAACUGUUGAAACAAGCUGAAUCAGUGAUGCAGGAUCUGGGCAGUUCGAGAGCUAUGCUGGAAAUUCAGUAUGAGAAUGAAGUUGGCACAGGUUUAGGACCUACACUGGAGUUUUAUGCACUUGUAUCUCAGGAACUACAGAGAGCAGACUUGGGCCUUUGGAGAGGUGAAGAAGUUACUCUUGCCCAUCCUAAAGGAAGCCAAGAAGGGACCAAAUAUAUUCAUAAUCUUCAAGGCCUGUUUGCACUUCCCUUUGGCAGAACGGCUAAACCUGCUCAUAUUGCUAAGGUUAAAAUGAAGUUCCGUUUUCUGGGGAAAUUGAUGGCAAAAGCAAUUAUGGAUUUUAGAUUGGUGGACCUUCCCCUUGGCCUUCCUUUUUACAAGUGGAUGCUACGACAGGAAACAUCUCUGACAUCGCAUGACUUGUUCAAUAUUGAUCCUGUAGUAGCCAGCUCAGUAUACCAUCUUGAAGAAAUUGUGAGGCAGAAGAAAAGACUUGAACAGGAUAAAUCACAGACCAAAGAAAGUCUACAGUAUGCAUUGGAAACUCUAACCAUGAAUGGUUGCUCAGUAGAAGAUCUAGGGUUGGACUUCACACUACCUGGGUUUCCAAACAUAGAGCUGAAAAAAGGAGGGAAAGAUAUACCGGUCACCAUUCACAACUUAGAAGAAUAUCUCAGACUAGUUAUAUUUUGGGCACUAAAUGAAGGUGUUUCCAGACAGUUUGACUCCUUUAGAGAUGGAUUUGAAUCUGUUUUUCCCCUCAGUCACCUUCAGUACUUCUAUCCUGAGGAGCUGGAUCAGUUGUUGUGUGGUAGCAAAACAGAUGCUUGGGAUGCAAAGACAUUAAUGGAAUGUUGCAGGCCAGAUCAUGGUUAUACACAUGACAGUCGUGCUGUGAAAUUCCUGUUUGAAAUUCUCAGUAGUUUUGAUAGUGAGCAGCAAAGAUUAUUCCUCCAGUUUGUGACUGGUAGCCCUAGACUGCCAGUAGGAGGCUUUCGAAGUUUGAAUCCUCCCCUUACUAUUGUACGCAAGACUUUUGAAUCUACAGAAAAUCCAGAUGACUUCUUACCCUCAGUAAUGACCUGUGUAAACUAUCUCAAGUUGCCAGACUAUUCAAGUAUUGAGAUAAUGCGUGAAAAACUCUUGAUAGCUGCAAGAGAAGGGCAGCAGUCAUUCCAUCUUUCCUGAUCACAAUGAAAAAUGCAAUGUCUGCCUGUUACAGCAAAAAGAGAAUCAUGAUUCUUUUCUAAAUGUAUCAUCUGAGUCGAGGAAAUGUUGCGCCUUGUUGUAGAAAACGGCUUGCAGAUUAUACACAAAGACACUAGGUUGAUAUUCAUUAAAGGCCCCAUGGACUUAAAAGUGAUCAGGCCCUAAAGUUGUUGUGACAAGGUUUCUUUAGCAAGUUCUUGUUUUAAAUUAUCAUUUAUCGAUGAGUGAAGUUUAACUUGCUUUGCUGUGUGAAAUUUAAAAAGGGAUGUUUUUUUCAGGCUGGAACAAUAAAUGUUGCUGUGCAGUUUAAUACUGGGCUGUGUGUAUCCAUCUAGCCAAGUCUGCAGUUUUUUCCUCCCAAAGACAACUUUGUACAUAAGUACAGAAAUUGAAGUACAUGUAUUGACACAUCUAGUUAAGUAGACUAGUUCUGUGUACCAUCACUUGCCCUCAAUCUCCCUUCCUCAUGUAUUGUCUGAUGUGCAAUCCACAUGGCUCUUUUUGUGUACACCACUCAACAAUUGUUACAUUUUGGACAUGGGCAUUUACUGUUCCAUGUUUUCUCAAAUUAAGAAAUAAUUUAAUUUUAUUAAAUAUAUUGUCAAUAAUUCCGCCUUUGUAAGUAGGUAGAAUCUUUCUUAUAGCUUAGUUUUAAUGUAGUGGUAGAAGAUAUUGGCUACAUUCUUUACCAGAAAAUACUCUAGAACUGUUCACACAGUGAUUUAGGCAACAGCCUCUUACCAGGGGCUAGGAGGAAUUGAUUCUUUUGUGUAGUUGAAAAACUCAACUGAUUUGGUCUGGCCAAUAUUUAUAUUGUGGCCAGAGCAUUUUGAAUUGAUGUAAAGUUUUUUAUAAAGUCAAAUUAGUAAUUUCCUUCCAUCCUUUUAUCCUUGAUUUAAGUUUUUUUCUGUACUUCCUGUUCCCUUUCCCCUAGCGCCUCCCCCAGCACUGGUGUGGAUCAAAACAGUUCAGCAUUUCUUUUGACACAGAUAAAGCACCUGUAAGCAAUGCUCUGUCCAAUUGUUUUAUGUGCUGAUUUCUCAAAUCUGCAAUAAUUUACUUCAUCAGGUUAAUGUUUUUACCUGAAUUAUAAAUAAAGUUUGCUUCACCUUUUUUGUUCAUAGUUCUGUACUGUAUGCAUAAGUUCAAUUGUGUAAAUUAUUCCAAUGCAAGUAAAUCAUCUUAAAUCUCCUUGGCUAACUGGCCACCUUGUCAUGGAUGAUUUACCAUUAAAAUAAGAGUUUGCAAGAUCUGGUAUUCUUUUAUUUUCAUACGAGUUCAAAAAUGGACUAUUCCAAAACAUUCCUGAGAUGUACAUGCUAUAUAGUUCAUCUCUUAAUGAAAAUCUGACAGAUUACUUUAUUCAACUUUGAGAAAUCAAAAUGAACACUUGAGUGCUGUUAAAUUUGGUUGGAUGAUCAGGGUAGAACAUUUUAAACGUCAGCAAGUUUCCUUUUCAGACGACGAACCUGUAACCACACAAUGUACUUCAGUACAUGUAACUGAUAUUCUUUAAGUUAACUUUCACAGAACUAAAUGGGACUGGCCAUACUGUGCACCACUGAACUGUGAUGAGGAGCUGAAUGCGAAAUCAUUGUGCAAAGACUCUGAGCAGUCUGUCAGAUUAAAACUGAAUGGAAAUGCUUCACAGUGGACAUAACACUGGUCAUGCAGAACAUGGCUAGUAUUUCAUAGAAAUCUAAAGGCAGUGUUAAAAGUAUGGACUGGUAUUUAAAAUUGUUCUGAUAACGCUAUCAAACUCGGCACAAAGACGCAUGUUUAUAGUGUGUUGAUAGCAACUUGUUCUUUUUUAAGGUUCUAUAUUUUAAAAAGACUGACUUAUGUAAAAAUAUUUUGUAUUAAAAUAUCAUCUGUAUUGAUAUUUUUUUACCCA
This is a messenger RNA of Hemicordylus capensis (graceful crag lizard), 8634 nucleotides long. RefSeq names its product thyroid hormone receptor interactor 12 (gene TRIP12). Gene Ontology annotation, biological process: DNA damage response; proteasome-mediated ubiquitin-dependent protein catabolic process; protein polyubiquitination. The transcript has 44 exons. Lineage: Eukaryota; Metazoa; Chordata; Lepidosauria; Squamata; Cordylidae. Gene Ontology annotation, molecular function: zinc ion binding; ubiquitin protein ligase activity. The record is from RefSeq and is a predicted model, not a curated record. Bases 510 to 6719 code for a protein of 2069 amino acids. Gene Ontology annotation, cellular component: nuclear speck.